Molecule: messenger RNA, 2340 nt
Organism: Myxozyma melibiosi
Lineage: Eukaryota; Fungi; Ascomycota; Lipomycetes; Lipomycetales; Lipomycetaceae
Product: HSF-type DNA-binding-domain-containing protein
Exons: 6
Coding region: 1-2340 (779 amino acids)
Biological process (GO): regulation of DNA-templated transcription
Molecular function (GO): DNA-binding transcription factor activity; sequence-specific DNA binding
Source: RefSeq, a predicted model, not a curated record
AUGUCUAUGAACGGCCUGUCGCAGCCGUCUUCCUCCAGCGGCCCCCCGCCCUCGCCCUCGAGGCUGCCGGCCCUCGUAGUCCAGCACCGUCCGCUCUCGCCCCGCCAGCAUCUCGCCCAGGCCCAGUCUGCCGCCCAAGCCGCUUCCUCCUCGACCGCGUCCUCCUCCUCCGCCAACUCCUCCCGUCCUGUCGCCCCGACGCCGACCUCGGCCCCCUCCGCGAUCACCACCACGUCCGCGCCCGCAACCGCUCCCCUGCUCUCCACCGUCCCGCCCCCGAAGGUCAACCAGUCGGCUUUCAUCCACAAACUAUACAACAUGCUCGAGGAUCAAAGCAUCCAACAUCUCAUCUCCUGGACCACCGCCGGUGACUCCUUCGUCGUCUCCCCAAACGAGGAGUUCUCUCGCGUCCUGAGUCAAUACUUCAAGCACACAAACGUCUCUUCUUUUGUCCGGCAGCUCAACAUGUACGGCUUUCAUAAAGUCAACGAUGUUUUCCAUGCCGGCUCAGCUGCAGACUCGGGCCAGUGGGAGUUCAAGCACGGCGAAAGUAUUUUCCGCCGCGGCGACGUCGAUUCCCUUCGCGCCAUCAAACGUCGUGCUUCGCGACAAUCCGUCGUCCAUCGAGACUCUGUCGGAUCAUCAAAGUCCGGGUCGGUGUCGAUGCCAGCAACCCCUGUCUCACCCAACGGAACUUCACAAAUGAUCCCCUCGGCUUCACCCGGAUACAUGCUCGAUUCUAACGCUGCCGCCGUCGCCGCCUCCGCCUCUUCUCACAUAGCCGCUCAGGCGCAACUCCAACAGCAACAGCAGCAACAACAACAGCUACAACUACAGCAACAGCAAGCUCACAUCUCUUCUAUUCCUACACCUGCUGGUUCAGUCUCCGGUCCCACUCGGGAGAGCAUAAGCGGGCCACCUCUGAUUCGAAACCGAGACGGAAGCAUACCCGAGUCUGGUGAAUCGGCUCGCAUAUCAGCUCUGGAGGGAACGAUGUGGCAACUACAGGACUCGUAUUUACGGUUACUGCCCCAGGUUGAAAUGGUUCUUGAGUCUGUUCGAUCGUGCCAGGAGUGGCUACGGAGCGUGAUCUCUAUCGUGUCGCGAUUGCCUUUGGGCUCGGAUUCUAAGGCAAUUGAAGCUGAAUUGCGGCGAAUCCACGACGACAUCACACGCAGAGGUCAGCUUCUGGCUGAAGACCACGUCGCCCCAACGUACUAUCUCAGAUCAGAUUCAAGUGGUGCGCCUCUUUCGCCCCGUCAGUAUUCUGAAGACAGAGCUUCUCGGUCGUCGGUCAGCUAUCCUCAUCCGUACGGCGGUUCGGUGGAUUAUACCCCUCAGUCGAUGCAUCACCCGCUGCAUAACGUCACAUCCGCUCCGCCCCAGCAGCCGCACUACAUAGCUCAACAGCAACAAUAUCCCCAUCCACCACCUCCUCCGUUGAUGGCUGGAUACCCGUCGCAUCCAUUAAAUGCUUCCCAUCUCCGUCAUCGGCCUGGCUCAUACCCUUCGCCGUCGCACUCGACAAGGAUAGUGGAACAGCCUGUUCUGCGGCGGCACACGUCUGGCGACGGUCGGUCGGAUCUGCCGAGUAGGAGCUGGAGCGAUGUUUCUUCACUGACUGAUAGUAGCGGUGAGGCUCAGCUUCACUACCGAUCGAGCUACGGAAGCGAUGUGUCGAUGUACGGGUUCGGGUCACAGCAGCAGCAAGGAUCACCUCACACCCCGUCUCCUGCGUCGCUGUCUCCUUUACAUCAGUCCGGACGGAAAGACAGCAUAAACCCUGGUCAGUUUGUGAGCGUGAAUCAACAGUAUAGAUUACGGCCGGUGUCGCCAAAGAUGUCGCCCACGUCGGCACCAAAGAACUCUGGUCCGACAAGCGUUCCGCCGCCUCCACCGCCGCCACCACCUCCUCCACCUCCACCACCGACUACGACUGUGCCGCAUCCACAGCAACAGCAUCAAGAUCAACAAGCGGCAGCUCAGCAGAAUUUACAGAUGGGAGCGCCGCAUACGCAACCUCACUCGCACCACCCACCUCCACCACCACCUCCUCCUCCCCCACCUCCGCAGCAACAACAACAACAGCCACAAGAGCAGUCAGUCAAGCCAUCCCAACAGAUCCCACAGCCUUCGGUACAGCCCCAACCUCAACCUCAACUACAGACCGCGCCCCCGCAACAACCACAGCAGCAGGCGAACUUGCCGCCGCCUCCACUGCGCCAGUCGGUCGCAGUGGGCGUGCACUCUCUACUCAAUCCGCUCGAAAAAGAGGAACGGAUCGAAAGUCCGCCUUUAUCGCCUCUGUCGACGAGCCGAAAGCGACGGAAAGAGAGUUGA